Molecule: messenger RNA, 4595 nt
Organism: Symphalangus syndactylus (siamang)
Lineage: Eukaryota; Metazoa; Chordata; Mammalia; Primates; Hylobatidae
Gene: RNGTT
Product: RNA guanylyltransferase and 5'-phosphatase
Biological process (GO): protein dephosphorylation; 7-methylguanosine mRNA capping
Molecular function (GO): ATP binding; mRNA guanylyltransferase activity; mRNA 5'-triphosphate monophosphatase activity
Source: RefSeq, a predicted model, not a curated record
GGGGCGGGGAGGCGCCGAGCGGGGCGAGAGAAGGCCCGCUCCUCCGAUUCGUCGCUGCCUUAACUCUUUGUUAUCCUUCCGCUGAGCCUCCUCUUCUUUCCCUCUGACCUCGGAAAGGGGGCGGGGCCUUCGGGGGCGGAAGUUGCGGUGCAUUGUGGGUUCUCCUGGAGCUGUGGAGUUGAUCCUGAAUGAAAGUGGCGCGCCACUCCUGACGUUACCCGGAUUGGAGCGGCUGGAAUUCAGAUUUCGGCUGCGAUUCGGGUGUCUCGGACCCCGGUGUGCACCGGACCACGGGGAGGCGGCUCCAAAGGCGCGGCGAACGUUGGUGAGGGAGGGCAGCUCUGCACAGCCCCAAGACAUGGCUCACAACAAGAUCCCGCCGCGGUGGCUGAACUGUCCCCGGCGCGGCCAGCCGGUGGCAGGAAGAUUCUUACCUCUGAAGACAAUGUUAGGACCAAGAUAUGAUAGUCAAGUUGCUGAAGAAAAUCGGUUCCAUCCCAGCAUGCUCUCAAAUUACCUAAAGAGCCUAAAGGUUAAAAUGGGCUUGUUGGUGGACCUGACAAAUACUUCAAGGUUCUAUGACAGAAAUGACAUAGAAAAAGAAGGAAUCAAAUAUAUAAAACUUCAGUGUAAAGGACAUGGUGAGUGCCCUACCACUGAGAAUACUGAGACCUUUAUUCGUCUGUGUGAGCGGUUUAAUGAAAGAAAUCCACCUGAACUUAUAGGUGUUCAUUGUACUCAUGGCUUCAAUCGCACUGGUUUCCUCAUAUGUGCCUUUUUGGUGGAGAAAAUGGAUUGGAGUAUUGAAGCAGCAGUUGCUACUUUUGCCCAAGCCAGACCACCAGGAAUCUACAAGGGUGAUUAUUUGAAGGAACUUUUUCGUCGGUAUGGUGACAUAGAGGAAGCACCACCCCCACCUUUAUUGCCAGAUUGGUGUUUUGAGGAUGAUGAAGACGAAGAUGAGGAUGAGGAUGGAAAGAAGGAAUCAGAACCUGGGUCAAGUGCUUCUUUUGGCAAAAGGAGAAAAGAACGCUUAAAACUGGGCGCUAUUUUCUUGGAAGGUGUUACUGUUAAAGGUGUAACUCAAGUAACAACACAACCAAAGUUAGGAGAGGUACAGCAGAAGUGUCAUCAAUUCUGUGGCUGGGAAGGGUCUGGAUUCCCUGGAGCACAGCCUGUUUCCAUGGACAAGCAAAAUAUUAAACUUUUAGACCUGAAGCCAUACAAAGUAAGCUGGAAAGCAGAUGGUACUCGGUACAUGAUGUUGAUUGAUGGCACAAAUGAAGUUUUUAUGAUUGAUAGAGACAAUUCAGUAUUUCAUGUUUCAAAUCUGGAAUUUCCAUUUCGUAAAGAUCUUCGUAUGCAUUUAUCAAAUACUCUCUUGGAUGGCGAGAUGAUUAUUGACAGAGUAAAUGGACAGGCUGUUCCUAGAUAUUUGAUAUAUGACAUAAUUAAAUUCAAUUCACAGCCCGUUGGAGAUUGUGAUUUUAAUGUUCGUCUGCAGUGUAUAGAACGAGAAAUUAUAAGUCCUCGACAUGAAAAAAUGAAGACUGGGCUCAUUGACAAAACACAGGAACCAUUUAGUGUCAGAAAUAAGCCAUUUUUUGACAUCUGUACUUCAAGAAAGCUACUUGAAGGAAAUUUUGCCAAAGAAGUGAGCCAUGAAAUGGAUGGACUUAUUUUUCAGCCUACUGGAAAAUAUAAACCUGGUCGAUGUGAUGAUAUUUUGAAAUGGAAGCCUCCCAGUCUGAAUUCUGUGGAUUUUCGUCUAAAAAUAACAAGAAUGGGAGGAGAAGGGUUACUUCCUCAAAAUGUUGGCCUUCUGUAUGUUGGAGGUUAUGAAAGACCCUUUGCACAAAUCAAGGUGACAAAAGAGCUGAAACAGUAUGACAACAAAAUUAUAGAAUGCAAAUUUGAGAACAACAGCUGGGUCUUCAUGAGACAGAGAACAGACAAAAGUUUUCCUAAUGCCUACAACACUGCCAUGGCUGUGUGCAAUAGCAUCUCAAACCCUGUCACCAAGGAGAUGCUGUUUGAGUUCAUUGACAGAUGUACUGCAGCUUCUCAAGGACAGAAGCGAAAGCAUCAUCUGGACCCUGACACGGAGCUCAUGCCACCACCACCUCCCAAAAGACCACGCCCUUUAACCUAAGACCUGCCUGUGACUUCAGGGUUAAGAAGAAAGAGGAAUGAGGAAAAAAUGCUGUUGCCCAUUUUUGUAGCCAGAGAAAUUGAAAAACGACUGUGGCUUGAUGUUGAUACGUAUUUGAAUUUUUUUUUAAAAAAGAAAGGUAUUGUAGCCAGCCUGUAAAUACUUGAUGCAUUCAUUUCCUCAGUGCUGCAAUACAUCAUGGACUUAAACAUUUUAUUUAUCUGAUAAACUCAGCCUUACCUUGUGGAAUCUGAAGAUUGAAAUAUCCAAAGGUUUAAACAAGAUGGAAAUCAAUGAAAAAGAGGCCUUGUUUAUAUAUGGGUAACUUCACAUUUAAUUUAUGAGGUUAACAAUCUGGAAACUGUGAACCCAUAAAACAGUAUUUUUUAGAAGUUGUGUUACAACUGUAGCAAAUUUUCCUUUUAAAAAAUUCAGGCAAUGGCAUUAAACAUUCUUGCUAUCAUUUACCAUGGAUUUCCUACAUGUCUGAGAUCCCUGUAUUCAAAAACAAAUGACAAGGUUGUUAAGUUGUACUAUAUUAAACAACUUGGUCUGGUUUAUAUCAUUUUAACAAGUUUUUUGGAAAUGUAAAAGAAAAAAGUAAAGCUCCAUUUUUGUGAAUUGCAUUGUUUCUAAAGGAAGUAUUUUGAGUAUUUUCAUCUGUUUGUAUUGUUUCGACUAUGAUAUCAGAUAUCCAGUGUGUCCAUUCUGGCAGUGGUUUUGAGUUACUUCAUGGAACUUGGACAUACACCACCAGGUCCUUUAUGUGUUGUUCUCCUGGGAGACUUUUCUUUUCUUAAAUGCCAGGGCUACUUCUGCUUUACCUCAGUGGUAUCAGCACAUUGUAAAUUCCAUUAAAACACACAACUCACUGUGAUCUAUGGGAGUGAUAUCAAAUACAAACGAUGUUGUGUUACUUCUUUCGAACAAAACAGCAAAGGGAAUGCCAGCUAACUUCUUUGAUUAGAAGGUAAUGUCAUGGAAUAGAAUGCUGUCACUAGAAAAUGCUCUCCCACUGCUAGAUAAAUGCAGAGGCAAAGUGUAGACAUCUGUAGGAACUAAAUAUCAAGGAAAUCAAGACAUUUAUUUUCAAAGCGAGAAUUCUAUCUACAUUCUAUUCUGCGGAUGUUAUUUCUGUUAUACAUCUGAAUUUUAAAAUGUUUACUGAUAGAUAAUGGAUUUAAAGGGCAGCUAAUUGAUUGUCUGCCAUUGUUGAUAAACUGUUCUAAUUGGUUUGUGAAAGAACUCUGAGAAUUAGCUAAAUGGAGGCUAAUGUAUUUAUUUUUAGAGGUACAUGUUUUAAGUAAAUGUAUUUAAAACAAAUUUUCAUGAUCUGAAUUGUAUAUGUAUAUGCAUAUCUGUGUAAGUAUAUGCAAGUGUAUAUUCUUCUACUGAUUCAGUCAGACACGAAAUCCAACUGAAUUACCUGGUAGACUGAAUAUCUGACAGGAUUUCUAUAUGGACAUAGCACAGAGGAACCAAAAAUGUAUUUAUAUUCACCUGAGUUUUAAUGUUUUUAAACAAAGUUUUCUCCGGCAGUGCUUUUCUAUAUGAAAUAGUUGAGUCAAGCUUGGGCUUUUUUCUUCGUUGUUCCCAAGUCAUGUAAUGUAUAGUGAAUUUACCCAAAACGCCAUUGUAACGUUUUUUACUAGAGUGCUUUUGCACAUUUGGGCGCUAAAGGGAUUAAAACAACUGAUGCCACAACGACUAUUGAAGGAGGGAAAAUUCUCAAGGUUCCAUAGUAUCUUCUACAAAAUGGAUUUAAAAAAAAUGCCUAUGCAACUCCAAAUAGUCUGAUGCCUGCUUCCCCAGGACGAGUGACUCUUCCACGGUGUGCUGCUUUCCUCCGAGCCUGUGGAAAGGCAGAGCCCUUUUGCAGAUACGAAAGCAAGCUUUUGCCAAUGAUCUUUAAUGGAGUUAAAAUGUUUAUGGUAAUUGUAACCUUUCAAAUGAGUUACGUGAAAAGAGCAUCUCACUUUUAAUACACCCAGAUAUUUUCUUCAUGUCUUUGCGCAUUUUAGCAGGACUUAAUUUUCUUAAUUUAUUCUCUCCUUUCAAUUAUAGUGACAUAGAGUAGUUGGCCUUAUAAGUAGAUCCCAUUUAGCCCCUGAACAUAAUACCAUCUGCAGUAUUAUAAAAGUCAUUUAGAAGGUCUGGGGGAUAAUCUAGAGGCAGGAUUUUGGACAUUGUGAAGGAAAUGUGCUCCCUCUCAGCUCACUUCAAUAACUAUUUUCUGAGACUGAAGUUUUUUAGACAAGAAUAAGAACACUUUGCUUUCUUCAGUUAUCACGUGAAAGCUUUUGCUUUUUGUUAGGAAAAGGUGUGGAUGACUACUGCGUGGAUGGUUACAUUUGCUUUCCGUGAAAUGCUCAGAAAAUGUCAGGACAUUCCUUUUCCAAUUGCGUGUCAGUGCGUAUUGUAAUAAAACUACUGAUUUAAAUUA